Drosophila ficusphila is the source of this 1594-nucleotide messenger RNA. RefSeq names its product UDP-glucosyltransferase 2-like. Gene Ontology annotation, molecular function: UDP-glycosyltransferase activity. Bases 23 to 1594 code for a protein of 523 amino acids. The transcript has a single exon. The record is from RefSeq and is a predicted model, not a curated record. NCBI's taxonomy places the organism in Eukaryota, Metazoa, Arthropoda, Insecta, Diptera, Drosophilidae.
GGUGCCGAAAAGUUUUACCAAAAUGUUUUCGGUUCGCUGCGUACUUUUGUUGCUUUUCGCUGUGGUGGCUUCCACCCAAGGAGCCAAUAUUUUGGGGCUCUUCAGCAGUCACAGUCCCUCCCACCUGAUCAUCCAUAUGUCGGUGGCCAAGGCUCUUGCCGAAGCAGGACACAAUGUCACCGUGGUCUCGAUGCUAAAACCCAAGGUAACGCACAAGGACAUCCACGUGAUUGUGGUGCCGAUGAAGGACGAUCAGCAGCAAGCUAUGGAAAAGCAUAUGACCGAAUUGGCAGGCCAAAAGAAUUCAUUAUUUAGCACUAUGAAUCGCGUUCUGAAUGAACUGGAUGUGAUGAUCAAAGCUCAGGCUGAACUGCUUUCCGAUCCAAGGUUCCAGCGCAUUUACGAUACCAAAUUCGAUUUGAUGAUUCUGGGAUACUUUGUCAACGACUUCCAACUGGGAGUGGCUGCCAAGCUGAAGAUUCCUGUUAUUGUAAACUGGAUGGCGGCACCUAUUCCUGUAAUUGAUCAGUUUACGGGUAAUCCCUCGGAGAUCUCGUAUGUGCCCACUUUGGGCACUGUUGUAACACAUCCCAUGAGUUUGCUUAUGCGAGCGAAAAACUUGGUUAGUUCACUGUUUUUCCAGUACAUAACAUAUGCAUUUGAAAAUAAGGUGACCCGCAUUUAUAAUGAAAUAUUCACGGAAAAAGGUCAGCCAACUCUGAAUGACUUGAAAAGGAACAUAUCCUUGGUCUUCGUUGGCUGCCAUUUGAUCAGUGAGGGUCCCAUUAGACCUCUGGUUCCUGCCAUUGUGGAAAUUGGAGGCAUCCAAGUGAAGGAUAAGCCGGAUCCUCUGCCCAAGGACAUUGAUCUGUUUCUGAAUAAGUCCACCCAGGGAGCUGUAUUUUUAUCCCUUGGAUCCAACAUCAAGAGCUCAACCGUUAAACCGGAAAUAGUCCAGAUCAUCUUUAAAGUUCUUUCUGAACUAAAAGAAAAUGUUAUUUGGAAGUGGGAGGAUCUGGAAAAUACUCCCGGCGAGGCAGCAAACAUUCUCUAUAAGAACUGGCUGCCACAAGAUGACAUCCUGGCCCAUCCAAACACAAAGCUGUUCAUCACGCAUGCCGGAAAGGGAAGCAUUACCGAAUCCCAGUACCAUGGUGUUCCCAUGGUGGCUUUGCCCAUUUUUGGGGAUCAACCCGGAAACGCUGCUCUCAUGGAGAAAUCCGGAUAUGGCCUCGCUAGCGAUUUGCUGUCAAUAACAGAGGAUAGCUUAAGGGAAACUUUAAAAGAGGUUCUGGAAAACAAGAAGUACAGCCAGGCUAUUGGAAAGUUCUCCGAUCUGUACAGGGAUCGACCUCUAACUUCAAAGCAGUCGGCUGUGUAUUGGACCGAAUACGUCCUAAGACAUCAUGGUGCUAAUCAUCUGCAAAGUCCAGUGGUGCAUAUGAACUUCAUUGAGCUAAACAAUCUGGAUAUAUACGCAUUAAUUUUAACAUUCCUGAUCCUAUUUGUUCUUCUUUCUCGACUGGUUGCGAAACUAGUUUGGAACAAACUUUGGGGCAAACCGAAAGUAUCAAAGAGUAAAAAGAAAAAAUAA